GCUGCAACUCCGCCUGUUUUGAGACGCAUCCAGAACCCGGCCAUCGGGAAAUUGGCACAAAGAAAUCCGCGAUUCAGAAUCUCCAAUUUGCGAAAUGGCAGAGGUCAGGAAAAGCCAACAAGGCCGCAAACUGUCAGCGUUGAUGAUGCUGAUCAGCUCUCAGACGCGGAAUCUGCAAAUUCGUCAUCGUCCCUCGCAGACAAAGAAAACUCGCGUCGGUCCGGAGGAAACAAGAGACAAAAUGCAGAAACUGCUUCUCCAUCGACUUUAUUACGCUCUGCAACUCGAGAACAUCAACAACAACAAAACCAACAGCAAAUGUGGGCUAGAAGCAAGAACAAAGACGAGGACAUGAGCAUUCGUCUGGGGCUUUUGUUGGGCCGAAACACGACGUCGAGUCCGUCGACGACGAGUUCCAGAUCCUCAAGCAGCGGAAGAGGAACUCUGGUGCAUCAGUUGGCUGCAAAUGGUGUCGACAAAGUCGACGGAAGUGACGAGCACGUCAGUGGGAGCAAUCGAAUGAAGCCGUCGACAGCUGGACAUUUGCCUACAAUAAGACUGCUGUCGGGACAAAGGUGGUCGGAGGAGGAGCGAGCAGCUGUCGAGAUGAUGGGCCGGUGUAUGAAUGACGACGGAAACGACGCGUCGACGGACUCUUUCGGGUCUUUGAUGUCGUCUUGUUCGUCGCCGCAAUUCGGAAGAGCCAGAAGACGUCACUCCAUCACGACUACUCAACAAGGGCAAAUAGAAGAUCUGAAUGUUUUCGGAAGACAAAAUUUCGUGAGAAGAUCUGCCCGAGCUGCUCUUCAGGUUCCAUCGAUAAGAAAUCCAUCAAACUGUGCUUCACCGUGUCAAGUUCGUUUGGACCUCAAGCCGUUAUUCUUCGAAGUGCCUCAACAAGAGUCUGACACGUUGUUUAUCGGUCGACGAUGGGUCUUCAAAGAAGUUGAAAACGAGCUGAUUUCAAGUUCCGAAGCCAUGAGUUCUGUACUUUCUGCUUCAAGACCCGGGUCUGGGGUCACAAUUUCUGGCACUGUUGGCAACGGAAAAACUGCCCUUAUUUUGCAACUGGUCGACUAUUCUUGUUUUGGAAGAAAACGCGAGGACAACUUCAGGGGAGAAUUUUAUGGGACGAGAGGCGGAAUGUCGAACCAAGGCAUGAUGUCGACGAUGAACCAGAGCCAGAGUUCAUUGGGAGCCUCGAGAUUCAGUCUGGUGUCGGAUAGCUUGAAGAUAAUUGGGUCCAGAGUCGUUGGGUUCCACUUUUGCCAGGCUGAUAACGCACCCACUUGUCUGGUUCCUGAUUUUGUGCACAACCUUGCGGCCCAGUUGUCCCAGGCCCCUCAGCUUGGUGCUUACAGAGAGUAUUUGCUGCAAAAUCCAACAACAGUGGACCUGUUGUCCUUGAGAGAGUGCAUCUGCGACCCUCACAGAGCUCUGGUGCAAGGCAUCCUAGAGCCCCUGGCAGCUUUGAGGCGAAUUGGGAGACUGUCAGGAGAGACUUGCAUCAUUGUUGUGGAUUCCUUAUGCGAAGCAGAGUAUCAUAAACCCGACUAUGGAGACACUAUUGCCAGCUUCCUCACCAGACACAUCAUGAAGUUUCCAGGCUGGUUGAAAUUGGUUGUGACUGUGAGAUCCCAGAGGGAUGAUGUCACCAGGCUCUUGCCCUUCAGGGUUCUGAGCUUGGAUGAUGGCAAUUCGAGUACUGGAAACGUGAGGCAAGAUUUGGAGGAAUAUGUCAACUUCCGGCUCUGCAACAGCAUGUCCAUUAGCAAAAAUAUUUCCAUCAAUAGUGGUACUAAGAAGGGACAAGAGGCUUGUGUCAAAUUCGUUUCUCACGUUGUCAGCAUCGCCAAGGGAUCUUUCUUAUACACUAAGCUAACAUUGGAUCUGAUAGAACGUGGGCAUCUCAUCAUGAAAUCUUCAAGCUACAAAGUUUUGCCUGUCAACACGUCAGAGAUCUUCAUGUUGAAUUUCAAUCUGCGAUUCCGAACAAGCAGCUCCUACGAAAGGACCGCAGAUAUUUUGGCGACUUGUUUGGCUUCUUUGAGUCCCAUGACUGCGCAUGAAAUCUUUCAGUGUGUGAAUGCUGGGAACAGACACAAUCCCAUGGCCUGGGAGGAUUUCACUAAGCAAAUGGCCAUUCUGCAAAGCUUUUUGGUUCGCCGUGGAGACCAAACUUACAUGUUGUUUCAUCCUUCGUUCCGAGACUGGCUUGUGAGGAGGAGUGAAGGAGAGUCUUCCAAAUUUUUAGUUGACAGAAAACGUGGCAGCAUGUGCAUAGCAUUGCACUAUGUCCAGUCCGACUCGCCAUUGGGACCUGACAAGGGUCAAGAGUUGGGUCAUCACCUCCUCAAGGCACAUCUCUUCAAGCAAGUGACUGCAGUGCAGCAAAGACACGUGAAGAACGGCUGCGGGAAUUCAUCAGCUUCCGGAGGGUCUUCGUCAUCUUCUUCAUCAAUGUCUUUAGGAUUAUCCUCCAUGUCCCAGUUGUCAGAUAUUCGGGGAUGUGGAAGCAUUGCUGUCGCUGUUCGUGAUGCCUCUAGUGCCUUGGUCGGGCAUCGAAAUGUUUUCAGUCCGAAUGUGAAGGUGUCGCGUCUGCUGCUGCUGUCGGGGGCUUCUCCGGACCAAUCGACGAGCUGCUUGAAGAAUGCGCCUUUGCUCUGCGUGGCGGCCAAAGAAGGUUACCUGGAAAUGGCGUCCCUGCUGCUGGAAUUCGGCGCCAAUCCGGAAGCAACCAACGAAGACGGUACCACAGCCCUGUCCUUUGCCGCGAGGCACGGACGAGUGGAAGUUGCCAGACUGCUGAUUGAACGUGGUGCCAGAGUGAAUUCCGUGGAUGCCGGGGACUGGUGUCCUCUGGUGCAUGCUGCCAGUGCGGGUUUCCUCAACGUCAUCAGCUUCCUGGUGUCGUGCGACUGGGUCGUCAGGUCAGACGCUGACCUGGGCCUGGAAGAGGCGGCGCAACAGGCGCUCUCUGCGGCUGCCCUGCGUGGCCAUGACCCGGUCGUCGACUUCCUUUUGGACAUGGGCGAAGUUACAGUGAAUCGUGUGGACACGUUAUUCGGGGAGACGGCAUUGACAGCAGCGGCAUCUAGGGGACUUGCGGGACUCUGUAGUAAGCUGAUGCGCAGAGGAGCCCGUGUAGAUGUCGGGGACUUGAGAGACUCGCCGGCGCUGGUCAGAGCCAUCAAAGAAGGCCAUUGGGAAGCCGCAGAUGUCGUGUUGUCACAUGGUGCAAGUGUGGAUCAGAGCGACGGGCAACGGAGAACUGCCCUCAUGAUGGCUGCCAGUGAAGGCCAUGUUGCUCUUAUAGAGCUGCUUCUUGGAAAAAAAGCGAAUGUGAAUGCCGAAGACAGGGACAGGAUGACUGCCUUGGGCUGGGCAUGUAUGCGAGGUCAUCUCGUUUGCGUGCAAGUGCUGUUGGACGGGGGUUGCAACAUCAACCACUCUGACAAAUACGGACGCACUCCUUUGGACCUCGCUGCUGAAAAAGGGCAUUUUAGGGUUGUUCAGUUAUUGGUUGACAAAGGGGCAGAAGUGGAACACUUGGACAUGAACGGAAUGAGACCCUUGGACAGAGCGAUUCAAGCUGAUCAGUUGGAAGUUGUGAACGUGUUUUUACGCAAAGGUGCCAAACUGGGAUCUGCAACGUGGACUUUGGCCCAAGGCAAAUACUGUAUUGUGUUGACAUUGCUGAAGAAGCUGCUCGAAGAUGGACAGACAUUAUUGAAGAAAGGUCAAUUGCAAGACGCAGCUUUUCGUUUUGGCUACGCGUCUAAAAAGUUGCCAAUUUACCAACCAGUACCUGAAGGAAUGUCUCAGCUGAAUGUGCGAUGUUUCGCUAGUCUCGACCUCAGCCUGGUUCUCGGGCUGUCGCGUUGCAAACGCAAAAUUGGAGAUUUCGAUGAGGCUUUGGAACUUGCGACGAAAGCGGUUGACAUGCGACCGGACAGCUUUGAAGCCUUUUACGCCCGAGCUCGGGUUCUCAACGACUUGGGAAGAAAUUCGGAAGCUUUGCAAGACCUGACAGAGGCAAUCCGACUUGCACCACAGAACCGAGAUGUCCGCCGGGUUCUGCUCAGAGUGAAAGAAGAGAUGAAAUCCGUGGAUGAUUUGGAUUCCAAUGGGAACUGCACCCGAGUGACCCUGGGUCCAGCGGCGUCCAUUGAAACCCUGGCCGGGUCAAAUGCCAGCAGCGCCAUCUAUGCCACUGUCACGUCCUGUGCCAUGUCUGAGCGCCAUCUUGUGACUGUGUGCAGGGACCCCCGGUGGCAGAAAGAGGAAGUAGAACAGCAGCGUGUUGGGGUGCGACACGACGUUCAGUUCCUGGCCGGGUUCUCUGGCUAUCGGUUGGUCGCCAGUGAUGAUGAAACCCCUGUGGAACGGGGUUUUGUGUUUUGCAGCAUUCGUGAUGGUUGA
Notodromas monacha is the source of this 4422-nucleotide messenger RNA. The record is from the annotation of a GenBank genome assembly. NCBI's taxonomy places the organism in Eukaryota, Metazoa, Arthropoda, Ostracoda, Podocopida, Cyprididae.